AUGAUGGUGGAAAGAACGCAAAUGCAGGUCUCGCCAGCGUGCGACAAUGGUCAACCAGACGGCCAACAAAACAAACGGUCGACAAUUCGUCAAAUUUGGACUCACUCAUGGUUCCAAAUUCUCCUGAUCAGUUUUAUCUGCUUCUGCUGUCCUGGAAUGUACAACGCUCUCACUGGUCUGGGAGGUUCUGGCCAGGUCAACCAAACGGUCGCCGCAAAUGCCAACGUCGCAUUGCUCUCUGCAACGGCCGCGACUGCUCUGUUCGUCGUUGGGCCAAUUUUUGACCGCGUUGGUCCGCGAGUGUGCCUUCUCCUGGGGGGUUGGAGCUAUCCCUUGUAUUCAGGAAGUCUCCUGUGUUUCAACGCCACUGCCAAUGGCGCGUUCGUCAUUGCCGCUGGUGCCAUCCUGGGUAUCGGCGCAUCCUUCCUUUGGGUUGCGCAAGGUGCUAUCAUGACGACCUACGUGCCCGAGUCCCAGAAGGGCCGCGCCAUCGCCAUCUUUUGGAUCAUCUUCAACCUCGGUGGUGGUGUGGGUGGAACGGUGUCGGAUGGCACAUAUAUUGCUUUGUUGAUCAUCAUGGCCAUUGGGUGGCUCUUGGGUGUUUUCAUCUGUCCGCCGUCAUACGUGCGAGUAGCCCAACUCGACAUUCAGCCACAGUCUCAGAAGAACUGGCGCAAGACGUUGAGCCAGGCAGUGCGGACUAUCACCAACUGGCGCGUGUUGUGUAUGCUUCCGCUCUUCUUCUCGGCCAACGUGUUCUACUCGUACCAGCAGAAUGUGGUCAACGGCAUGACCUUCAAUAUCCGCACUCGCUCGCUCAACGGUGCGUUGUACUGGAUGGCGCAGAUGGUGGGAGGCCUCGUGAUCGGUCUGAUUCUCGACAUGCCAGGACUCAACCGACGCAUGCGUGCGCGUGUCGCCUGGUGUUUCCUCUUUGCUACAGGGAUGGGCAUUUGGGGCGGCGGAUAUGCCUUCCAGAAGUGGUUCGACCGUCGGUCGGCCAUUGGCCUCAAGCAAGAUAUCGACUAUACUGAUAACAGGGUCUCAGUCGGCCCUAUGUUUCUCUACAUCUUCUACGGAUGUUACGAUGCAUUUUGGCAAUCCUUCUGCUACUGGCUCAUGGGUGCCAGCUCCAACGACCCCGCCAAAGCAGCCGUCUUAGUCGGUGCAUACAAGACCUUCCAAUCGGCCGGUGGUGCUAUGGCGUGGCGCAUCAACGCGAUUGGAAAGCCUGCUAUGACGCAAUUUGCCAUGGAUUGGGGUCUCUGUAUGAGCGCGCUCGUGUUUGCGAUCCCCGCCGUCCUGACCGUCACGCUAACCAGUGAGACUGAGCCGGACGCGGUCAAGGGCACCGAGAUGCGUGAGUCCGAUGAAAAAGCUCGAGUCGAAAUGAAGGAUUAA
Messenger RNA from Penicillium maclennaniae, 1401 nucleotides. Its product is annotated as putative MFS transporter. Gene Ontology annotation, biological process: transmembrane transport. Gene Ontology annotation, molecular function: transmembrane transporter activity. NCBI's taxonomy places the organism in Eukaryota, Fungi, Ascomycota, Eurotiomycetes, Eurotiales, Aspergillaceae. The record is from RefSeq and is a predicted model, not a curated record. The coding region runs from base 1 to 1401 and encodes 466 amino acids. The transcript is spliced from 4 exons.